AUGAACUGGUGGAUAAGGGUCUGUAAACAGAAACGAGCCAUCCAUACACCAGUGGGGGUCUGCCGGGACUGUGUGCCCCCAACGACCACUCUUCCUACCGAAGGGACGGGCUGCCCUGAGGAUCUCCAAGUCAGGGCAGGACCCUCCACACACACUUCACCACCUAUUCCAGGAAGUUCUGCAGGCCAGUGGGUCAUACACCUGGCUCUUCUGACAUGGCCCAAGGCCCUCAAGGGGCACUGUGACACCUUCUGCCUCCUGGACCCUAAGGACAACCCUCCAACCAGCGUGGGGACACCAGGCCUGGUGUGGCAAGGACUGACCUUGACACUGAAGGUGAUAGCUUCCAUCACAAAGAUGCGGUCAGGGAAGACGCUGGCCACCUCUUCCACGCUGCUGAAGUACCUCACCGGCUCCCGCACGUCCCGGGCCUGCUCCAGGAGCUUGAACUUCCCUACGAAGGACGAACACAGGCUGCUAGGGCACGCCUGCCCGCCGGUCCCCCCUUCUUGCUCCCCUCGCGUCAGCCAGCCCCUCUGGAACCGAGACUGCAGAAAGGCAGGUUUGCACAGCCUGAGGUGGAAGGGGCCAGGCAGCUGGCUCAAGGCGGGCAGGGCAGCCUCCCGCAGCGGCAGCGGCUCACCGUCACCGGAUGCCUACUCCCUUUACUGCUACCCGUGCACCUGGGGAGACUGCAAGGCCGGCGAGGCCUCCGGCCGCCCACCCCCGGGACCCCUGCCCUCCACCACGCAGCCCAGCCAGGCCGCGCGGGCCCUCGCAGAGCCCCCGAGCAGUCGGGCUGCCUCCGUCUUGGGGGCCGACACCCCCGUCAAGGCGUACCACGGCUGCCCGCCUCUGUUCAAGCCCUCUCACCCACAGAAACGCUUUGCUCCGUUCGGAGCUCUCAACCCCUUUUCGGGGCCUGCCUACCCCUCGGGCCCUUCCGUGGCCGCCUCUCCUGGGCCCACGACCACCUCGGGCCCCCUGGCUACCUCCAGCCCUGCCUUUUCUCCAGGCCCAGGCUCACCAGGCCAGGCCUACUCAGCUGCUCCCCCCUCCUGUCCCACCUCCUCCUCCUCCUCUUCCGAGUGGCCGGAACCAGCCCUGGAGCCCUUUGAGCCGGGCCAGGGCGGUUCCCCGGAGCCCGAGCUGCUGCGCUGUCAGGAGCCCAGAGCUGUGGGGGCACCUGGGCCCGGACCCUGCCUCUCGCCACUCGGACCCCCCAAGGCCUUUGAGCCAGAAGGUCUGGUGCUGCGGCAGGUCCCCACCCCACUGUCACCGGUGGCCCUGCAGGGGCCUGAGGCGGGCGGAGCUCGGCUCCUUCUCGCCCAAGGGCGCCUGGAGGGGCCUCCUGCCAGUCCCCGGGAGGGGGUCGCAGGCUGGGGAGGCCGGGAUGCCUCCUCCUGGCAGCCCCCCGCUGACCUGUCUGCACUCUCCCUGGAAGAAGUCUCUCGAAGUCUGCGUUUCAUCGGGCUCUCAGAGGACGUGGUGAGCUUCUUUGCCAGAGAACGCAUUGACGGCAGCAUCUUCGUGCAGCUCAGCGAGGACAUCCUGGCCGAUGACUUCCACCUCACCAAGCUGCAGGUCAAGAAGAUCAUGCAGUUCAUCAAAGGCUGGCGGCCCAAGAUCUGA
Molecule: messenger RNA, 1632 nt
Organism: Puma concolor (puma)
Lineage: Eukaryota; Metazoa; Chordata; Mammalia; Carnivora; Felidae
Source: RefSeq, a predicted model, not a curated record